AUGAAAUCUAUCUCUGGCUGUCCAAUGCGGUUUGAAUCUUUGAAGGUCUUCUUCAAGAUAGUAAGAAAUGAAAGCUACUUUAAGAUUCAGAUUAUAACUCUCGAAUCCUUGGACAUAUUUGAAGCGGCUUUGAGGGAAGAAAAGAUAGACUAUUCAAAGCACUUUAGCUCCAUGAUCAAGAAGUCGGAGUCCCUUUCUCUCAUACUUAGAGACUCGGAUAUAUGUCUUCCAGGCCCUGGCAAAUACGUUCUGUUCAGUAACACGCGUCACAGGGAGUUCGUUCAGAUCGUAUUCAUCCCAACUCUGGAGGAGAAGCUUUCCAUAGUUGGGGAUAAGUAUAUUGUUCAAGCAUACAAGUACAAGAAUAUCAAUGAGCUUCUAAAGAUUGCUUCUAAAGAGGAGUCCAGAAUAGAGAGUCAUUUUGGAAGUGGAUUAGACUAUUUUGAAAGUGUGAUAAUGCUUGUUGUAAGCAGUAAGAGUAAGUUUAAGGAAAUCUUGAGCAGCUCUAGGGAAAUGGAUAGCAAGCUGGGAAAUAGUUUUUUUCUGCAGAUGAAGCUUAAUGGAUUGGUUGACAAGCUUCUUGUAGUUAGGAAUGGAGACAGGUACAGAGUAAAUACAAGCAAAUCUGUUUUGAGACACAUAGGAAAGAGGAUAGGAUAUGAUGCAGACUCUGUUGUCUAG
Molecule: messenger RNA, 681 nt
Organism: Encephalitozoon romaleae SJ-2008
Lineage: Eukaryota; Fungi; Microsporidia; Unikaryonidae
Exons: 1
Coding region: 1-681 (226 amino acids)
Source: RefSeq, a predicted model, not a curated record